UCGAUCAUCAGUGAGCGUGUCCAGUUGAGCUCUCGAUCCAACAAAACCGACACAAUGGACACUUCCCCUUACAAAUCCUCAACCCCGCCCUCGAGCAGCACCAACCUGGACGCCGUUAUGGGCACCACGCCGAGUGGCGCCAAGACGCACUCGCGCAAACGCAGCAUCAGCGUGAAAAUGGGCGAGGACACCGCCGACCUGCAAAGCAAGCAUAGCUUUCAAAAGAUCAAGACGGUCAUCCUCGUGGGUGGUGUCAUGCAAGGCACGCCCUUCCGCCCCCUCUCCUUCAAGUGCCCCGUGCCGCUCUUGCCCAUUGCCAACCAGCCCUCCAUCAUGCACAUUAUGAGCAAGGCUGCGGCUGUCAAGGGCAUGGCUGAGAUUCUCAUCAUCGGCGGCUAUCAAGAGGCAGACUUUGCCAGCUUCAUUCGCGAUGCCGAGCGGGAAUUGGGCCUGCCCGUCCGCUAUCUGCAAGAGUACACCCAACUGGGAACAGCAGGCGGCAUGUAUCACUUUCGUGACCUCGUUCGCCGCGGCAACCCAGAUGCCGUCUUUGUCGUCCAUGGCAAUGUUUGCUCCGAUGUCGAUUUUAAUGAACUCUUGACCUUCCACUCUUGCGUCGGUGAUGGCCUGCACACCACCAUGCUGACCGUCAAGGCACGCGAAGACCAGGCCAAACAAUAUGGCUGUGUCGUCGCCGACAAGGCCUUUUCCGUCGUCCACUACGUUGAGAAGCCCUCCUCGUUCGUCUCAGAGCACAUCAACACCGGCAUCUACGUCAUGUCCACGGCCGUCUUUGACACCAUCAAGAGCAUCUUCCGCAGCACCGCCGACGGUAUUCAGGAGCGUAUCAUGUUUGAAACGGACGUUGUCCCGCGUCUGGUCAACAAUGGCCAUCUCUUUGCCUUCCCCUCCACUGCUUUUUGGUCUCAAGUCAAGACAGCGGGGUCCGCUGUCUAUGCCAAUCGCCACUACCUGGAGCAGUAUGCCCGCCACGAACCUGAGCGCCUUGCUCGCUCCUCCGAGGAAGGCUUCAAGGUGGUCGGCAACGUCGUGGUGGACCCCUCGGCCUCUGUCCAUCCCUCAGCAAAGCUGGGCCCCAACGUCAGCGUGGGCCCCAACGUCAAGAUCCAUGCCGGUGCCCGUGUCAAGGACACGAUCCUGCUUGACAGCGUUGAAAUGGCGGAGCAAAGCUGCGCGUUCAACAGCGUGAUUGGAUGGAAUUCAACCUUGGGCCGCUGGGCUCGUGUGGAAGGUCUGCCCGUGACUGCUGAUCCCAACGACCCCUCGACGCACAUUAGCCAGCCACCCAUCUUCAAUACCGACGGCAAGCUUGAGCCGAGCAUCGCGGUGCUGGGUGAGGAAGUCGAGGUCGGGGAUGAAAUUCUUAUCCAACACUGCCUGGUCCUUCCCCACAAGCAACUCACCGAGAGCCGCAAGAACGAGAUUAUUCUUUAAACCCUGCCCUGAUUUCCCCCCAAGGCUUUUGCUGCAGGCCUCUUGAUUGAUGGCUUGGCGCACAAAGCCAACCUCCACUUACAGUCUUUGCCUCUCAGGCUUGUCUCGCUUUGGUGCAAAGGAUGAUGCCACCAUUGUCGAUGACUGCUUGAUUGAUUGGUUUCCAGACGUUGUUGGUGUGACGUGUGAAUCGAACUGUGUGGCAACUC
This is a messenger RNA of Monosiga brevicollis MX1, 1664 nucleotides long. RefSeq lists its product as uncharacterized. The record is from RefSeq and is a predicted model, not a curated record. NCBI's taxonomy places the organism in Eukaryota, Choanoflagellata, Craspedida, Salpingoecidae. Bases 55 to 1455 code for a protein of 466 amino acids. The transcript has 12 exons. Gene Ontology annotation, cellular component: cytoplasm. Gene Ontology annotation, biological process: biosynthetic process.